GUGCAAUUGCCAUGCAGUUUGGAUUAGCUGCGAAUCACGCUAGUAACGGAUGGCGGGGCACAGGAACAUCUGGUAUUCUGCACACAGCGUCAUUCCGCUAGCGAGUAAAAAGAAGGAGUGAACGUCUCAUGCACGUCUGACGCGUUCUGAUGUCUUGAUCCACCUGCAUCGUGAAAAGAAAAAACCGUACCUCUCACCUCCAGAUUACCACAGUUCCUUUCCCCGUACAAACUCAAGCCUGUUCAAAAUGUCAACUCUACAGUACACAAGCCCUGCAGGCCAUGGCCAACACCACCUGAAGAAAUACGGGUACAGUCAAGUUGUACGCGUCGGUGACGUCAUCCACAUAUCCGGCCAAGGCGGCUGGGUCUACGAGACCGGCGAGAUGCGCGAGGACACCGAGGACCAGAUCGACCAGGCCUUUGCCAACGUCGACCACAUCCUCAGGGAGGCCGGCGGCAAAGGCUGGGACCAGGUGUACAAGGUCAACUCGUACCAUGUCGCGCUGGACGACCGCGCGCUGGAGGCCAUGACGCGGAACUUGGGGAAGUGGAUGAAGAAGCACAAGCCCCUCUGGACCUGUGUCGGAGUGGCCAAGCUCGGCGGGGGCGAUGCAAUGAAGGUCGAGAUCGAGGUGCAGGCUUUUGACAAGGGGGCGUGAGUGACUGUUGGGGUAGCAGCUGCGGUAACAGUAACAGUGAGAGUCUGAGGAUUGAAGUCUCCGGAAGAAUGAACUUUCAAGGGUAGGCUCAUGUGGCAGUUGUGAAGAGCGUUAUGAUUCUCUGCCUAGGUAUCCGGGAAACUCUCCUGGAAAAUUACUCAUAAUCUGAGAGCUCGUGCUCUCAAUGAAGCAGUGCCGGCUGA
Messenger RNA from Diaporthe batatas, 864 nucleotides. RefSeq lists its product as uncharacterized. Gene Ontology annotation, cellular component: cytosol. Gene Ontology annotation, molecular function: deaminase activity. The transcript is spliced from 3 exons. The coding region runs from base 248 to 661 and encodes 137 amino acids. The record is from RefSeq and is a predicted model, not a curated record. NCBI's taxonomy places the organism in Eukaryota, Fungi, Ascomycota, Sordariomycetes, Diaporthales, Diaporthaceae.